AUGGGUCUCGUCGGAAUCGCUUCUGAUGCUUAUACUCUCAACAUUACCAUGAAUUGCUACUGUCAUUUGAACCAAAUGGAGUAUGCAUUGUCUGUCUUGGCCCACUUCUUCAAGUUGGGUCUUCAUAUAACUGUGCCUAUCUUCAACACUCUUAUCCACGGCUUUGUUCUCCGAAAUCGAGUGGCUGAUGCAGCACGGCUUUUCAGCAAAAUGGUGGUGGGGGGUCAUUGCCAGCCCAAUGUGGUUACUUUCAGCAUACUAAUAAAGGGCUUUUGCGCGAUCAGGAACAACACUGCAGCUAUUCAGUUACUUGGCAAGAUGGAAGCAAAUGGAUGCGAGCCUAACAUAAUUACCUAUAACACCAUCAUUGACAGCCUGGGCAAAGAUACACUAGUUGACCAAGCAAAGAACCUCAUUGCAGAGAUGAUUGGUAGAGGCAUUGCUCCCAACGUUGUUACUUACACCUCAUUGAUUCAAGGAGUUUGCGAUAUAGGCAACUGGAAAGAAGCUACGAGGUUGUUGAAUGAAAUGGCUAGUCAGGGUAUCUUUCCAAAUGUAUUCACCUUUAGUGUCCUGAUUGAUGCACUUUGUAAGGAAGGGAGGGUCAUGCAAGCCAAAAGUGUAGUUCAGAUUAUGGUUCAAAGAGGAAUUGAACCUAACACUAUUACAUACAAUUCCCUUAUGGAUGGUCACUGUUUGCGAGGAGAAAUGGACGAGGCGAAACGAGUUUUUGAUCUAAUGGUUGCCAAGGGCUCCGUGGUUAAUGUUCAAAGCUGUAACAUAUUGAUUAACGGAUAUUGCAAGCAGAAAAAGAUCGAUAAGGCUUACAAGAUUUUCAAGGAAAUGCCUCUCAUGGGACUUGUUCCUAAUACCGUUACUUAUAACACUCUAAUUGAUGGUUUAAAUAAAAUGGGAAGGCUACAAGAAGCAGAAAAGUUGUUCUCUGAGAUGCAAGAUUGUGGCCAAUUUCCAGAUGUUCAAACUUAUUGUAUUAUACUUGAUGGCCUCUGUAACAACCAACAACUUUCUAAUGCAAUUGAAUUGCUUAGAGAGAUGGAAGGGAACAAGUUGAAACCAGAUAUUGUAGCUUACAAUAUUAUCAUUGAAGGGUUGUGCAAAGCUGGUGAAGUUCAGUCUGCCAAAGAUCUUUUCCGUGGUUUAUCACCAAAAGGAGUUCAGCCUAAUUUUCCCAGAAUACACAUGUCCUCAAUGCAACUCACUGUGAACUUUUUCUCAAAUUCUGAUUCCUAA
Molecule: messenger RNA, 1251 nt
Organism: Fragaria vesca subsp. vesca
Lineage: Eukaryota; Viridiplantae; Streptophyta; Magnoliopsida; Rosales; Rosaceae
Product: pentatricopeptide repeat-containing protein At1g63130, mitochondrial-like
Exons: 2
Coding region: 1-1251 (416 amino acids)
Molecular function (GO): protein binding
Source: RefSeq, a predicted model, not a curated record